Messenger RNA from Arachis ipaensis, 597 nucleotides. RefSeq lists its product as uncharacterized. The record is from RefSeq and is a predicted model, not a curated record. Lineage: Eukaryota; Viridiplantae; Streptophyta; Magnoliopsida; Fabales; Fabaceae.
AUGGCACAGCGGAUAGAGACGAGGCAGUGCCCCCCGAAGGAUCCCAAUAUUCCCAAGCUGGAGGUGCGACAGACCCGUACAAAUUUUGCUGACUUCAAGAAGAUUGGUCCGCCUGAGUUCCGUGGAGCCCUCGACCCUGAUAUGGCAGAAGAAUGGCUGACUGAAAUGGAAAAGUGGGAUGGAGCAAGAUGGUUGUUGGAGGAUGCGAGAACAAAUAUCAGUUGGGCCACCUUCAAAGAAGCUUUCUACAAGAAGUACUUUCCCCUUUCUGUUCGAGAGUCCAAGGAGAUGGAGUUUCUUCAGCUGAGGCAAGAUAGGAUGAGUAUUGCAGAGUACACAGAGAAGUUCGAGAGACUCUGCAAAUUUUCCGCCAUGUAUAAGGCUAAUCCAGAUGAAAAGUGGAAGUGUAUGAAGUAUCAAGGAGGGCUCAAGGCAGAAGUCCUAACCGCUAUAGCCCCACUGGAAAUCCGGGAGUUCUCCUCCCUCGUUAGCAAGUGCCAAGUGAUCGAAGAAUGUACCAAAAAACUAGCGUCGGAAAGAAGCGAGGCUUUCAAGAAAAGCCAACUGAAUCAAGAAUCAUCUCAGCAGCCGCCGUAG